AUGCAAUUAGGAUUGUCAGAGCCCCUCGCUGGGCUCGUUGCCCGCCGGUUCGUAGCUGCCAAAGAGGGGAACCAUCUCGUUUUCUCCUCAACUCACCUGUCAAUCAUCACCGCGGCCGGGAUCCCCUAUCAACUUCGCUACUGUCCAGCCCUAGCAAAGAAGCCCAUCAACCUCCAACCCGCUGAAUCUGGCCCCAAAGCACCGAAACCAGAUCCGUUCGAGAAUCCAUCGCCAGACCUCCUGCUCGCUCAUUUCCCUCCAACUAAUCCCACCCACGCCCUCGUUUUAAACAAAUUCCCCGUUAUUCCAAAUCAUUUCAUCCUCGCCACCCAAGACUGGAAGGCGCAGACAGACCUCCUCGAGCCGGCCGACCUCGAAGCGACGUACGAAUGCCUGCGUGCCUGGGCGACCUCUCCUUCCUCCUCGUCUAGCUCUUCUAGCCCCAACAAGUCCAUCAAGCCACGCCUUUUCGCCUUCUUCAACUCCGGUGAUGACAGUGGUGCUAGUCAACCCCAUCGCCAUCUCCAAUUCCUCCCCGUCGAGGCCAUGCACCGGCCUGACCCCGAGCACCCGUGGACCCCGCUCAUCGACCACUUCGCCUCCCUCCCACACUCCCCCUCCUCCUUCCAAACCCUCCCCGCUCUGCCUUUCGCACACUUCGCCCUCCCCCUACCCCCCAAUCCCUCCCCGCAAACCCUCUUCGCCAUCUACACCUCCCUCUAUCACGCUGCCGUCGCCGCAGCCCGCGGCCUCGACCCCACCCUCGCAGACUCCGCGGGCCACCCGACCAGCGGCCCUGCCGCGAUAAGUUACAAUCUCGCCAUGACGACUUCGACCAUGCUGAUAUGUCCCCGGCGCCAGGAGAACGCCACUGUGUCGGUCGAUCUAGCCGCGGCCGGCGACGUCGCAGACCCCGGGGUCGUCUCGCUGAAUGGGACUAUUCUGGCGGGGACAUUGAUGGUCAAGGCGGAGGCGGAGUACGAUGCGUUGCGGAACAAGCCAGGCGCCUUGGAGCGUGUACUGCGGGAUGUGGGCUUCCCGAAGGGCGACGAGAGAGGGACGAGUGUGUUGUGA
Penicillium macrosclerotiorum is the source of this 1074-nucleotide messenger RNA. RefSeq lists its product as uncharacterized. Gene Ontology annotation, biological process: nucleotide metabolic process. Bases 1 to 1074 code for a protein of 357 amino acids. The record is from RefSeq and is a predicted model, not a curated record. The transcript is spliced from 2 exons. Lineage: Eukaryota; Fungi; Ascomycota; Eurotiomycetes; Eurotiales; Aspergillaceae. Gene Ontology annotation, molecular function: ATP:ADP adenylyltransferase activity; ATP binding.